Messenger RNA from Plasmodium vinckei vinckei, 1755 nucleotides. RefSeq names its product RING zinc finger protein, putative. The record is from RefSeq and is a predicted model, not a curated record. The transcript is spliced from 2 exons. Bases 1 to 1755 code for a protein of 584 amino acids. Lineage: Eukaryota; Apicomplexa; Aconoidasida; Haemosporida; Plasmodiidae. Gene Ontology annotation, biological process: protein ubiquitination.
AUGGAGAGAAAGAGUGGGAAAAGUAAAUAUAUGCAUUUUUUGCCUAUAAUUAAUUCACAAACAAAAUUAAAUAUAUUAGAAAAAAACAAUAUUUUAGAAAAAGUUCAUAUCUUACCAAUAAAAAAAAGAACCACAAAUGUUCAUGAAUUGUACAAUAAAUUGAAUGAACUAAUUAAUGAAAAAAGUGUAUUGUACGAAGGGGUCGUUAUUAGUUUAAAAGAUGACUCGGAAUAUUCCGACUUGAAAAUAAGCAAAAUUCCAAAUAUAAAUGAAAAAGAUGAAAGUAUAAAAAAAAAAUUAGACAAUGAUACUCUUUUUGGAAUUGAUAAAGUUUCAACAGAUGAGAGCUCUGCUGAUGAAAGUCAGACAUCUGACAUGCUCCUUCCUCUAAAUGACGAUGAAAAAAAUAUAAACAAAAUUGAUUCAGACAAUUUUAAAAAUAAUGUCAAAAAAGAAAAAACGUCACAAUUACUUGACAACAAUGUCGAUUAUGUUAUUAUUAAUUGCAUACCAUCAAAGGGUAUACUUAAUCAUGAUACCUUAAUUUAUACUAAUGGAAAAUAUGUUGAUUAUUUAAAAAAAAUUGAAAUAAUAAUAAUAAAUGAUAAAAAUUAUAAAAAAUAUGAGAAAACCAUUAAAAGAAAAUUUGUUUCUUUCAAAAAAAUGAUACUUAAAAAGAGUAACGAAUUUUUCAAUGGGGCUAUGUCUUUAUUCCCAUUAUAUUUUAAUUUUAUUCCUGAAUUGUGCAUGUCAAAAAGUAGAAACAAAGUUUCAAAAAAUGAACAGUGCUCAAUAGAAAAGAUAGUCAAUCAUACCACUAUUAACGAAUACAAUACAAAGAAAAAAGAGAGAAAAAAAAUAAAUAAAAUUGUGAUACAAAAUUUUUUGAUGAACCAUUUAAUUCCUUAUUUUAAAAACAACAAAAAUAAAUUAUUUUAUCCUGGAAAAUUAUUUAAUGUAAAUAAUUUUUCUUUUCUAGUUUCAAAAAUUGACAUAGAUAUAAGUGCUGGUUUUAUCGAUGAUUUAACUGAAAUAAAUCUUAGAGUUGAUUCAUAUGAAGAAUAUAACAACGUACACAUUGUCCCUCUUUAUGAUACUUUACCAACAACAUAUAACUAUAACUUAUUUAUAGAUUAUAUAAAGCCAUAUAUAGAGAGACAUUAUUUAAGUACGUUUUCUCUUUAUGAUACAUUUUUUUAUAGAGGUGUACAAUUCAAAAUUAUGGGGGUAGACCCAAUUGAUAUGGAAUCUGGAAAAGGAAGAAUAAGUGCCAACACAUCAAUAUAUACUCAAGGUUCAGUAAAACCAACAUUUUUUGAUGUUAUAUCAACUAAAUCAUUUAAUUAUAUCAAAUCUUUACCAUUUGAAUAUAAGCCUUAUGCAAUAUUAAAUAUUUUACAGCACCUCGACACUGAUUCAUUAUUAAGAUUAUUUCCGUCGGCAAAUAUAAAUAUGGAAUCUUCAACAAAAAAUGAGAAAACCAUACUAGAUCACUUAAGCCCUCUUAUGUAUGAAUAUAAUAAAGAAACCACUUCCUACGAUCCAAAAAACAUUAUAAUUGGACAAAGAAAUAUGCAAAGUGAAAAUAACAACAAUAUAAUAAAUGAACAAUGUGCAGUUUGUUUUGAGCAUUUCAUAAAUAAUGAUAAAUGUAUUAAAUUGACUUGUCUUCAUACAUAUCAUUGGAAAUGUGUACAAAACUGGUUUAGGUUCAAUUUGACCUGCCCCUGUUGUCGUCAUAAAUUGCGCAUUUAA